AGUGACGUGGACGUCAACAGCAAUGGCGGAAGGAGAAGAGGUCCUGCCACUGCCGACGUCGGGCGACGAAGGCUGGGAAAAAGAUCUUGAAGAAGCUCUGGAAGCAGGAGGUUGUGAUCUUGAAACUUUGAGAAAUAUAAUUCAAGGGAGGCCACUGCCUGCUGAUCUGAGGGCUAAAGUUUGGAAGAUUGCUCUAAAUGUUGCAGGAAAAGGUGAUAGUUUGGCAUCAUGGGAUGGUAUUUUAGACCUGCCAGAACAGAACACUAUUCACAAAGAUUGUCUGGAGUUCAUUGAUCAGCUUUCAGUGCCAGAAGAGAAGGCAGCACAAUUACUUUUGGAUAUUGAAUCUGUAAUUACCUUUUACUGUAAAUCCCGUAACAUUAAGUAUAGCUCAACCCUUAGCUGGAUACAUCUCCUCAAACCGUUGGUGCAUCUUCAGCUGCCACGCAGUGAUUUAUACAACUGCUUUUAUGCGAUCAUGAAUAAGUACAUUCCCAGGGAUUGUUCCCUGAAGGGGAGACCAUUUCAUCUUUUCCGAUUACUCAUCCAAUACCAUGAACCUGAGCUUUGUUCUUUUCUUGAUACAAAGAAAAUUACUCCAGACUCCUAUGCACUCAACUGGCUUGGGAGCCUUUUUGCCUGUUAUUGUUCCAUUGAAGUCACUCAGGCAAUAUGGGAUGGAUAUCUACAACAGGCAGAUCCAUUUUUUAUUUAUUUCUUAAUGUUAAUAAUCCUUGUUAAUGCAAAAGAAGUCAUUUUAGGGCAGGAGUCUGACAGCAAAGAAGAAGUUAUCCAGUUCUUGGAAAAUACUCCAUCCAGUUUGAAUCUAGAAGAUAUAGAAGACCUUUUCUCUCUGGCUCAGUAUUAUUGCAGUAAAACACCAGCUUCAUUUAGGAAGGAUAAUCACCAUCUGUUUGGCAGUACUUUGUUGGGAAUUAAGGAUGACGAUGCAGAUCUGAGUCAGGCUCUUUGCCUGGCCAUCUCAGUGUCAGAGAUCCUUCAGGCAAAUCAGCUUCAAGGGGAAGGAGUCCGGUUCUUUGUGGUGGAUUGCCGUCCUGCAGAACAGUAUAAUGCUGGGCAUUUAUCAACUGCUUUCCAUCUAGAUUCAGAUCUGAUGCUCCAGAAUCCAUCUGAGUUUGCACAGUCUGUAAAAUCCCUGCUGGAAGCACAGAAGCAGUCCAUUGAGUCUGGCUCCAUCGCUGGUGGGGAGCACCUCUGCUUCAUGGGCAGUGGCAGAGAGGAAGAAGACAUGUAUAUGAACAUGGUCCUUGCACACUUUUUACAGAAAAACAAAGAAUACGUGAGCAUUGCCAGUGGAGGAUUUAUGGCACUGCAGCAGCACCUGGCAGACAUCAAUGUGGAUGGACCAGAAAACGGAUAUGGCCAUUGGAUUGCUAGCACCUCAGGUUCAAGGAGCAGCAUCAAUUCUUCUGUGGAUGGUGAAUCUUCUAAUGGUUCAAAUGAUAGAGGAAUGAAAUCAUUAGUUAAUAAAAUGACUGUUGCUUUGAAGACAAAAUCUGUUAAUGUCAGGGAAAAAGUUAUCAGCUUUAUUGAGAAUACAUCAACUCCUGUGGACCGAAUGUCUUUCAAUCUUCCUUGGCCAGACAGAACAUGUACUGAGCGGCAUGUGAGCAGCAGUGACAGAGUGGGUAAGCCUUACCGUGGUGUGAAGCCUGUUUUCAGCAUCGGGGAUGAGGAAGAAUACGACACAGAUGAAAUUGACAGUUCUUCAAUGUCAGAUGAUGAUAGAAAAGAGGUUGUGAACAUUCAGACUUGGAUAAACAAGCCAGAUGUCAAGCAUCAUUUUCCUUGUAAAGAAGUGAAAGAAAGUGGACACAUGUUUCCUAGUCAUUUGUUGGUUACUGCAACACAUAUGUACUGUUUAAGGGAGAUUCUUUCACGGAAAGGAUUGGCCUAUAUACAGUCUCGACAAGCACUAAAUUCUGUAGUUAAAAUAACAUCCAAAAAAAAACAUCCUGAGCUAAUUACCUUCAAGUAUGGAAACAGUGGCGCUUCAGGAAUAGAAAUCUUGGCAAUCGAAAGGUAUUUGAUUCCAAAUGCAGGAGAUGCUACCAAAGCCAUAAAACAACAGAUCAUGAAAGUUUUGGAUGCUUUGGAAAGUUAAUGUAAACGAAAAUUAUUUCAGAAGAAAUUAAGGCAACCAAGAGAAAUAUGGACAUAUUUUCCUGACUGAAUACUAAUUGGAGACUUUCAUUUGCUUAUGGGGGUGCUUACAUAGCAAGUCUAAGAAAGUGUAAAUUAUUAUAAUCAAUCUCUGGACAGUUAAAUUUUUUUUAAUUUUCUUUUGCAUUUUUGGUUUUGUAAAAUGAUUU
Molecule: messenger RNA, 2333 nt
Organism: Budorcas taxicolor (takin)
Lineage: Eukaryota; Metazoa; Chordata; Mammalia; Artiodactyla; Bovidae
Gene: TBC1D23
Product: TBC1 domain family member 23
Exons: 19
Coding region: 23-2125 (700 amino acids)
Biological process (GO): retrograde transport, endosome to Golgi; embryonic brain development
Cellular component (GO): trans-Golgi network
Source: RefSeq, a predicted model, not a curated record